GAAUCGGAGGCAGAGCGAGCGAGUUCAGAAGUUCGGUACAAAGCCGAUACACAGAUCGCUGACCACAAGACACAGUACGAGCUCAAGAAGUUCGAGUACCUCGAAGAAGUGAACAGUAAAAAGGCCGACGCAGAGUUAGCGUAUCAGCUGAGGGAGGCGCAACUCAAACAGAACAUCCGCAAGGAAGAGAUACAGAUUGAAGGU
Sphaeroforma arctica JP610 is the source of this 204-nucleotide messenger RNA. RefSeq lists its product as hypothetical. The annotation marks the transcript as partial. Gene Ontology annotation, cellular component: plasma membrane. NCBI's taxonomy places the organism in Eukaryota, Ichthyosporea, Ichthyophonida. The transcript has a single exon. The record is from RefSeq and is a predicted model, not a curated record. Gene Ontology annotation, biological process: regulation of myoblast differentiation; protein localization to plasma membrane.